CACAAUGAUUGCCUUCGUUAUCACACUGAUCGUGGGCUUCCCACUUGGGCAUGCUUUCACUGUGUCUCAGCCAUACUAUGCAGUGGGAGGACAGGGGCAAGUGUCUUUUCAUUGCACAAUUAAUACAAAGUCACAGCCAGAAGAAAUGCAAGUGUCUGUAUAUAAGGGAAUGUAUGGAGAAAAAAGGAUCUGCAGUGCCUAUGUCAACAUCUCAAACCCUCACAUAGCGACAAAUGGUGGAGUCUACUGCAGAGGUAAUGUAAGCAGAGGCAAAGUGGACCUGACCAUCUUUGGCUUGAGGGGGGAGGACACUGACCUCUAUCGAUGCCAAAUAGAUGUCAUCUUCCCACCACCAUACAUCAGCAAGUUUGGGAAUGGCACGCUGGUGCAUAUACCAGACAGCCCAGAUUGCCCCCCUGUACACACGCAAGCUAGGAUCCAGGAAAUCCCCGAGAUCACAUAUGAUCAAACGCUUUCAUUUCCCAACAUAGUGCUGUCUGCUAUUCUCAUAACCACCACCAUCACCCUUAUUCUACAGGUAAUGAAAAUGAUCCUGACACAACGGAAAUCCAAUCACGUGAUACAAACACACGUUUCACAGAAAGGCGAUUACAGGAACUUUUGGUGAUAUCAAAUCAACAAAUCAAAUCAACUUUUAUUUCUAUAGCACAUUUAAAACAAAACAAGUUGACCAAAGUGCUUUACACUCCCAAAAUUACAAAACACCAAUGCAAACAUACAAUAAAACACACAAAACUCAUCACUAUUCAAUCUCCAUGCAUCUAAGGACAAUUAUAUGUAUGUAUGUACAAUACUUAUCAGUGAUAUUCAUCUGAGUCUGCAUUACCUAAGAAUUAAACUAUUAUACUAUAAUAGUAAUAAAUUACCGCUAUUUUCUGUUUUAUCUGAAGGUAGAUAAAUAAGUCAGCUUGUAGCACAGCUUCCUGUGCAAUUUCUUUCUAAUUUUCAGUGGAAAAGAAACAUUACAUGUUUCCUAUGGAAGUGUAACCAAUGUUGAAUAACUGCCUCUCA
Ictalurus furcatus (blue catfish) is the source of this 1032-nucleotide messenger RNA. RefSeq names its product CD28 molecule (gene cd28). Gene Ontology annotation, biological process: T cell receptor signaling pathway; regulation of T cell proliferation. Lineage: Eukaryota; Metazoa; Chordata; Actinopteri; Siluriformes; Ictaluridae. The transcript is spliced from 4 exons. The coding region runs from base 5 to 628 and encodes 207 amino acids. Gene Ontology annotation, cellular component: external side of plasma membrane. The record is from RefSeq and is a predicted model, not a curated record.